AAGACUUGAAGAGGAGUCGAGGAAGAGAAGGGACGGACAAACGGCCCAAGGGCGGUUUCUGAACGCAACGCGGCGAACCUCUCUCUACAGCCACUCAGGUAUCCAGUAUGCAGGCGCUGGUGUUUCUGCCUCUGCUCUUGUGCUCCGCGGUGUGCGUGGAGCAGGUGAGGGCGGAGGUGAAGGCGGUGAAGCUGUGCGGUCGAGAGUUCCUGAGGGCCGUCGUCUACACCUGCGGAGGCUCCCGCUGGAGGAGACUCCUCACUGAGUCAGACAUGGACGGUUUGCCAUCAGUGGAAAACAGCAGCUUGGAGAGCAUCAGCAUCAGCAGCAGCAGCAGCCCGGGCUCUGAGUUGACCAGACGUGACAUUAAUAACAUACUGACCACCGUGUGCUGCCAGGUGGGCUGCAGGAAGAGCGACCUCACCUUCCUCUGCUGAGAAUGACUUCCUUGCCUCUUCUCUCUCAUUCUCCAAGUGACCGAAGUUACUGUUUUCUCCCAUCUUGCACUACUAGAAACCAAAUCUGAACUGCAAUUCUGAUGUUUUAAAACAAUAUCAUCACUGUAUGGUAUGUACAAUAAUGCUCAUAUCACCAACGGCUAUUUUUCUAAUUGCUUUCGCUAUUUUUGUGGGUUUUGAUUUAUUACGUUAACUUGUAAGGACUGUAGAUGUGAAUGUGGAGCACUUGAGCAUCUGUGAACAUGUUUCUGAAAAACCUGAGCUGGAAGACGUGCGUAACCAUAAAUAAAUAUUUAAUAAUAGUAUAAAUGAAUCUAUUAGAAUUAAGAAACAUGACUAUGUUUAUAUAAAUGCACUCAGUGAUGGUAUUUAAAGGUGCAGGACUGUAUCACUUCCCACUCAGAUUCUCUGUCUCAGCCCGGACUCGUGUCCCUUAUGCAGCGAGUAUUCACAAAGUUGCAGGUUUAUAAAAUGUCCAUCACUGAC
This is a messenger RNA of Xiphias gladius (swordfish), 944 nucleotides long. It is a transcript of the gene insl5a, whose product is annotated as insulin-like 5a. Lineage: Eukaryota; Metazoa; Chordata; Actinopteri; Istiophoriformes; Xiphiidae. The coding region runs from base 108 to 437 and encodes 109 amino acids. The transcript is spliced from 2 exons. Gene Ontology annotation, molecular function: hormone activity. Gene Ontology annotation, cellular component: extracellular region. The record is from RefSeq and is a predicted model, not a curated record.